Messenger RNA from Dentiscutata erythropus, 1373 nucleotides. NCBI's taxonomy places the organism in Eukaryota, Fungi, Glomeromycota, Glomeromycetes, Diversisporales, Gigasporaceae. The record is from the annotation of a GenBank genome assembly.
AUGGUCAUGGUCGCAAACGAAUAUCUUCCAAAGUGUUCUGAUAAAGAUUCUUUAAAAUGUAAAUAUGUUCUUGCAAUUGAUGAAAUUGAGUUAAUUGUUCAUUUCACGCACGUUGCUGAAAGUCUUCGAAAACAUAAGCCAACAUUGAUGGAACCAAUUCUAGACGUAGGUCCAAACGAGAUCAAAAAAACCUAUUUAGAAUCUCGAUAUAGUGGAGUUAUCAUCAAAUAUUUAAAUGAGAGUGACAAAAAUGAAUAUAGUAGAAAACUCAUCAGAGAGGUAAUGAAUUUAAAGGACAUUGAACAAAACAAAAACCUAGAGAUUUAUAAUUCACUUUAUCACAUCAUUAUCUCAGAACCUUCUAAGAAUUAUUACUCUAUGGUGCUUCAGCAAUGCUACGGUGAAAAUCUUAGAGUAUAUUUGAAAAAUAAUUUAUCAAAAAAGGAUUGGACUUUUAAAAUAAAAAUAGCCACAGGUAUUGCCAAUGGUUUAAAAUAUAUUCAUAAAGCAAAUGUUGUACAUCGUGCUCUGAAAAAUAAGGAAACUCCGGUCAACUUAACCCCAAUUGAUUACAAAGAGCUAUAUGAAAGUGCAUGGAGUGACGAUUCUAAAAUACGACCAUCAAUUGAGGAGUUUAUAGAAAUUAUUGAUAUUAAUCAUAUAUUUCAAGAUUCUGAUUAUAUUCCAAAUGUUUACCUUGGGAGAAACAAUGCUUUAGCAUCAAAAAAAGAAGCUUGUUUAUUUUUUAGUGAAGGCACGUAUCAAACCCGAUAUCUCUUCCUUACCCAAAAUGAACCAUUUAUUGGAAGAAAUGAAUCAAACCAUAUCAUUUUCGAUUUGGGAUCUGAAUCCGUAAUUUAUGUUAAUGGUAGAAAACUCGAGUUUCGAGCCUUUCGUACUUUAGAAAAAGACGAUUUGAUUAAAUUGGGAAAAGUUGUUUUCCAAUACCUUCCCGCUGGAGAAUAUGAGAACCGCAUCGAUAAACUUUUACCGAUUUACAACACGGCUUACUUGCGGAAAAGCCUGGAAAAUGAAUUCAAAAAUGCAAAAGAAAAUAAGCAAAAUUUGAGUUUAUUGUUUUUUGAUUUGGAUCACUUUGGAAAUAUAAAUAAAAAUUAUAGCCAUGAAGCAGGAGACUAUGUUUUAAAAGAAUCAUCUAAAUUAAUUCAAAAUGAAUAUGUUCGCGUUGAAGAUAUAUUUGCUCGAUAUGGUGGAGAAGAGUUUACUAUUCUUCUCAAUGAUACUAAUAAAAAAUUACCUGUUACGCUUAGCAUUGGUGUUUCCGUAAUGAACUCAUCGGUAGAAGCAUCUACUGACUUAUUGAAUCAUGGUGAAAAAGCUUGUCAAAAGGCCAAAAAAUGGGUCACAAUCGG